Messenger RNA from Triplophysa rosa, 6299 nucleotides. It is a transcript of the gene nhsl1a, whose product is annotated as NHS-like 1a. The transcript has 8 exons. The coding region runs from base 293 to 5062 and encodes 1589 amino acids. The record is from RefSeq and is a predicted model, not a curated record. Gene Ontology annotation, biological process: cell differentiation. NCBI's taxonomy places the organism in Eukaryota, Metazoa, Chordata, Actinopteri, Cypriniformes, Nemacheilidae.
GAGUUGUCGUUAGGAUUUCCUGAGAGUGCACAUUUGCUUGUUUGGACACAGAUGACAGAGAAUAAUGUCGUUUUGAAGACACUUUGAAAAGCGGCAUUGCUUCCAGAGGGCGUACAGAUGCGUUCGAUGUAAUUCUCUGAAACAUGGAUGUUACAGGACACGCCCUCAGUCUUUGCAAACAUGUUUAUAAAUCCACGUUGGAGUAAUCUAAGCUGCGGUUUGCAUUCCGUGAGGCGAUGUGGGGCAUUUGGAAAGGUGCCUGACUCUUCAGUUCAAAUCAGGCUCUGGGGAAAUGAGUUGGCUGGAGAUGUGGGGAGAGAAGAACUUUCUGAGGUCCAGAGGGGAGUGUGUAGAGGGCAAGACUCGCCCUGUACCUCGAGCCUUUAGCGCUCUGGGUCUUUCCUCUCGGUCCGAGCAGCGUGGAAGGUUCUUUCCUUGCCACAGAGAGCAGUUGGAUACUGAUGAAGACUAUGAUGAGUGGGUCUACGCGCCUCUCCGUUGCCGAGCGGUAUCGAGUCUAGAUGAGGAGAGCAAGUGGUCGGUGCACUACACAGCCCCCUGGCACCAACAGGAGAACGUCUUCCUGCCAGGCAGCCGACCAAACUGCGUGGAGGACCUUCACCGGCAGGCCAAAGUCAACCUGAAAACAGUCCUCAGAGGUCAGAUACCGAAGAUCUACUCUGAUCUUAAAUCAAAUAUAGAGUGCGACAAGCUCAGGAAAGAUGGUUUCCGCAGCUCCCAGAACUACUCGCAAAGCCCCGCUUUCUCCUCAAGCAGCCUAUGUGAAAGUGUGCACCUGGACGAGGAGAAGACGGAGAAGAAAAAUAAGGGUUCAGAGUCGCUUGCCGAGGAGGAAAAGCUUGUAUACUCGAUGCCACCUCAGACACCUCUGCUGGAACAUGCCUAUGACAUGAACAUCCAAAACAGCUGGACCAACUGUCUGCCUUUACCCACACCAGAGGAGAAGAUGCGGCUACAGGCCCAGACGGUUGCCGCUGAUUUUAUUCCCAUAAACAUCACAGGUGAAAAUUUUGAUCGCCAAGCCAGCUUCCGUCGUUCCCUAGCAAACACUGAUACUAUAAUACGAAGAUCCAAGAGGGUGCAAAGACGAAAGACAAUAACAGGCGUUCCUGACAACAUCCAGACAGAACUAGCAAAUAAAGAACCAGAUGACUCCAGAACUCAGUCCCUGGGUAUGGCAGAUCAGUACUCUUCCCUCUGUCGAGCAGGAAGCGUAAACUCCACGCUGAGAUGCUUGGAUACCCGUGACUUUAGUUGUCAAACAGAAGAGAUGAAGAUUGUUCCUCCCUCAGUACGCAGAAUCAGAGCACAAAGAGGCCAUGGAAUCGCUGCCCAAAUGGCCAAUGUAUCCCCCUCCUCCUCAAGCAGUAUUUCCACCAUGAGUGAUUGUAAUAGCAUUAGCUACACUCAACUUAAUGGCAGUGAUCAGAGCUUUCACAGUUUGCCACGACAAGGUGCUCGCAUUUCACAUCAGCAUUGUGAACCUAAGAACAGCAGCACCCCCUACAGGGUGAAUUCUGGCUCUACAAGCUCCUUGCCUUAUCAGCUCGACAUGCAGCAUGGUUCUUCAGCAUCCCUGCAUAUGCUGCCGAAUUCCAAAAGCAAUACAUUAAACGGCCCUAAAUCUGGUGUAUUCCAAAACGACCAUCUUAAUGCAAGCCCAAGUUACCCAGGCUCUGGCCAAAAUAGCAGCCUGACCUUAUUCAGUCUCAGUGAUGCAUCACAGAAGUACGUUCUUUCAGGACAAGACAUCCAAUUAGCAUAUUCCUCAGCCCAGUUGUUCGGUUCUGCCGAUGCCUCAUCCGCUGUCUCCUCCUGUUACGAAUCCACCACUUCCCUGUGCACAGGGAUCAGUACAGAGACCGAGUCCCAGUGCAGCACGCUUGAUGGCAGAAACCGCAGUCAUAACUGCGUUCGUAGGGAUUCCAAUGUCUCCGAGAGCAGUAAUCAAAGCUGUAGCACACUAACUACUGACCAAUGGACAUACAAAGUUCCUCCAAAGGAUCAGCUUACCUCAAGUUGCUCCUCACCUGUCAGUCACAUAUACAACAGUCAGGAACAUUCUCCAAGCAAGACAGACACAAGCUCAUUGCUCUCAAUGGACAACGACGGGUAUUACACCUCCAUGCAUCUGGACUCCGGAUUGAAGUCACACAGCCACGGCUGCAUCAAUAAAGCAGCAAACGCAAGGCACAGUAUGUACGAGUGCAAGGACCACCACAGUCAAGGCGAUCGUGCAAGUCUGCAUAGCAAUCGGUCGCUGACUCGCAGCAUUUCCCUGCGGAAAGCCAAGAGGCCUCCGCUCCCACCAGCAAGGACAGACUCCUUAAGACGCAAACCCCAGAGAAAGCCUCAUCACACUGGAACAGUCCUUAGCGAGCAAUUGAUCUCCAGCCUUCAACAGUCCUUAGAACUCAACCUGCAAACUCACAGUGCAUCCUUGUCCGGACAAGCCCCCUGCAGUGGGUUUGAAGAUCCUUGGGUGCUCCGGCCCAGAAGCCAGAGCACUGUCAGCGCAACGAGUAGUGGGAUGUCGGCACCUGCUGCCGUGUGUCCGGUCACGCCUACACACAGUGACAGCAGCAGUCAGCCCUCAGACUAUGCUGAGUCAUGGGACUUCUACAUGGAUUGCCCAGGUCCCCGAUCCGUGCAAGGUCUGUAUUCUCAAAUGAUGAGAUCUGCAGGUUCUGAGGAAAAUCCAGGGGUCAUGAGCAACGGAUCAUACAACAAUGGAUUCCCAUCAGCACACUGCAAUGAUAACGGGAUUAAGUUGAAACCAGUGUCAUCACCUGACAAGAUUCAUCGUUUGACUUCACCAUCGAGCGGUUAUUCAAGCCAGUCCAACACUCCAACAGCAGGCACCCCUGUUACUUCUUUAAUAAGAGCAAAGUCUCCAGCAGGGAGGCCAAAACCAAAAGUGCCAGAGAGAAAGUCCUCCCUGUUAUCUUCUGUGUCCUCCUCCUCCACAUCUCUUUCCUCCAACACCUCAGAUUCCAUUAAGAAUAUCCCUCCACCUCUACCUGACAUAACUUCUCAAUGUGUGACACCUGGCCCCACUUCCAAAACUCUUACAGCUACCACAAAAGACUCAACCCCACCUCCUCUUCCUGAUGUAUCGUCUGCUUCUGAAGAGAAUUCACCUUCACAUUCAUCCCCACCUGAAAUGUGUGAAAGCCUCCUUAAUGACUCUCUAGAUUUCACCCCUCCUCCACCAAAGGUUUCUGAAUCUCUGUCAUUGAAUGAUGGUACAAUUAACACCCCACUUCUUUCUCCCAAGCCCUCAUCAUGCAUUCCCACUCCUCCUCCCCCUCCACCGCCUCCGCCGUUACCAGAGGGUCUUCAAACAGCUGCCAUUUGUAAAACAGAAACUUCUUGUAAAUCAUCUAAAUGUAAAUCUACAGUGCCUGUGGAGAUUGAAAAGGGACUUGAUUGUACCGAAGACUCGCAGAGGCCUCAGAGACCAAAAAUCACUGCCCAAGCUCUGCAGAUGGUGCACCUACGACCUGUCAAGCUCAAACAUAUUGAAAGUAUUUUUACAACAGUCAGUGUUAAACGUAUUGAUGGCCAAGCACAACGUGACUCUCAAAAACGCUCAGGGAAAUCCCUGAAAAAGGAGACUGCAAAGCAAACAGUCACUGCUAAUUGUGAAGCUGAAAAUCCUGUGAAAAUCUCUGAAUCAUCAGUGAACAAAUGUAUGCAAAAUCUCCUUGAAGCAUCAUCCUGUUCAUUAACCCCAGGCCCAGAUGACUAUUUCAACAAUACUAAAACUUGCCAGAAUGUUCCAACACCCAUGGAAUUUCCAGAGCCUUUUAGCACAUCUUAUGAUUUAACUUUUCAUGAGAUUCAGCAGUGCACAAACUCCUCACCUACACCACAAAGUACUCUCUUGAAACAAAAGCCUCCUAUAUCUCCAAAGAAGCCCAAUCUCUCCCUUAUUAUUCCACCUAACAAUAACGUAUCAGUCUCUAAUGGACUCCAGCUUCAACAGGCUCAAGAAACAGAAGUGACCCCUGAGCCAGACGUAGUGAAUGGUACAUUCUCCACAAAUAUAAUUAAUUUGCAAGAGUUCCCAUUAGAGCUGGAGGCAGAGGAAGAAAGUGACUCAGGCUCCUCGACCCCUGUGGUCAAAAGCAGACUGUCUCUCAGUAGUGAAUUGUCAUCAAGCAGUUUGCAAGACCUGGAACUCUCUGAUCUCAUUCUGCAUGAUCAUGAGUUUGAACUGAACGACUUGGGGCUCAGUGAUGAUAAAAGCACAUCAGAUGAUGGUUCAAGCAGCAGCUCGGGAUCCAUCAGCUUUAAAGAGGAAAAUGAAGACAACGGUGCUGGGUUCGACUCGAGCGUGGAAAGCUCACCGGCUGAGAACGCUAAAGGAGGGUCUGUGGAGGAGAUGGUGACGCCUGUUCGUCACCGAACUACAGAGGAUCUUUUUGCUGCCAUUCAUAGGUCAAAGAGGAAGGUUCUGGGCCGUGGUGACUCUGAGGAGGAGCGCGGUCGUAAUAUCCCCCCCUCCCCGCCCAUUACCCCAACCGGCUCCUGUCCCAGCCUGCCCUCCUUGCCUCGACAGACUAGCUCCAUUCAGCGCAACCUGCGUCGGUCGUCCACCAGCAACGACAGCUUCAAAGCUCUGCUGCUCAAGAAGGGCAGCCGCUCCGAGUCGAGCUUCCGAAUGUCGGCUUCUGAGAUUCUCAAAUGCACAGAUCCCCGUGUUCAAAGGGCCCCUGAGUCCCCACAAUCUGAUGGCCUGUGUACCUCUCCGACACGCACCAGGAGGGCGGCAGAGGAAUGGGCACGUACUGAAGGUACCCUUCACCGUCUGUCCGCCGGACAAACGUGCUUGAAAUACGGGCGCUCGCGCACACCGCCCUCCGCAGCCAGCAGCCGGUACAAUACCCGUAGUCACAUUCCCAACAGGCCAAUGACUGCCAUCUCUGAAAGAGAGGGAGAGGUGGCAGAGUCACAGGACUGCUGCAUCGGUACCGACAGUUCUUUCACGCUGCCGCUGUCCUCCAGCGGUACAGUCUGUGCUCAAGGCAGCACUUAAUAAUCUAGCCUUCUAUUUAAACUGAGGAUUUUACAUCCACUAAUGGCUCGGAAGAGCACCUGUUCAAUACAAAGACCACUUAAAGGUCAAAACUUGACUGGAGGGCCAUGCUUGUGCUGGCCAAAAUGUGGCAUCCAAGGAUUUCAUAAAAGAGAAAGAAUUGGGGAAUGCAACUUUUAAGUUCUGCUUUUUUAAGUGAGUUUUAUAUUUCAAAUAUGUCAUUAGAAACUUAACAGAGGGUUACUUGUUUUAUUUGCAGGUAGGGAGUACGAGGGAGUACUUUUUCUUUCUUGGUGGCAAUUUGAAGGUAAACGGAAUGGAAUCAGAAUGUCAUUGAGGGAUUUUGUUAAGAGUGGUCGAUGCUUAGACAACGGAAAAUACCUAACUAAACAUAGCACUUAAAGAAACAGUUCACCCAAAAAUAAGAACGUGUUUUAAUUAAUUUUAUCGAAGAUCCUAAUUCUACUGAUUUUUUUACAUUUCGAAGAAACGACAUGAGGGUGAGUAAAAGAUGACAGAUGUUUCAUUUUUGGAUGAACUGUUCCUUAAAAAUAUGAAUGUACUGUACAUCCAUAUCACCAAAGUUUCUGAUGUCAAAUACUAGUAUGUCAAAACCUGAAAGCAGUUUGAAGGGGCAGAUGGCUGUGGGAUAGAGGAAAGUCAAUAAAAUGAGGGUGGAGAUGUUAGUUAAGUAUGCAAAUGUACUUUUCUGUUGAAUUGUGUCCAACAAUCUUCAGUUAGCAAGAUGGCUGUCACGUUUGUAACCAAGAUGAGAGUAUAUUUAAAUAGAAUGUUAUUCAGAUAAUGCAAGCCAAUCUUUCUUUAUCAUAGCUGUGUACGUUUAGAGAACAUUAAUAAUAGUUCUCCAUACUCUAGCAGUGUAAAUAUUUUCAACCUUUACAAAAAGCCAAGUAUCAAUUUUAGUGAGAUACCAACCAUCCUGUUCUAUUUAUAGAAACAAAAAUACUCUAUUUACGUCUUUUUAUUCCUGUAAAUUCCUGUUCUCGCACUUGCCCAGUAUGAGAAUUUGUACAUUUUUAUGUUUCAUAUUGCAAAAAAGAGGUACUGUUUGGUGUAUUUACUACUGCCCAGAUGGUUUUCUUCCCGUGUUAAUGAACACCAACAGAAUGGUAGUAGAGAAAUGGUGAAGCCCCUGGAUAAAGGCCAUGAGAGACAUGAGAGUUUCAGUAAAACAAAUAAAACAUGGCAUUAAUCAAACCAAGCAUCUUGUUGUGUG